AGCACUGAAUGCCGUCCUCAAGUCAGAGAAAGACACAGAGACUUUAAUUGUAACACAAAGGUUCUUACGCACAGGACCUGACCACAGAUCAGACCCAGAGAGACUGGGACCACUGGGCUAUCCUUCUGCUCCUGGCUCAGAGUAUUUACUUUACAGUAACCCAAGCCUGAGGAUGGUUCAUUCCCAUCGGGACUCAGGUGACGCGUUAGAGACUGGCAAUGAUCUGUCAGGUUCUUUCACUACAGAGAUGGACCCUGGCAACAUGCCCUUGGGUUUAGAGACACAGACUGAUCUGUCUAGAGGGGACUGGAACCGGUACAGUAGUAGUGUGUACUCUGAAGGSUGCRUAGAUAAMAAAGGGGAGGUUAUAGUCGAUGAGAGGACUGUCAAAGUGAAGUGCGAGGCUCCUCUGACAUGGAAUGUAGACGAGACUCACUUAGGAGAAGGACACUCACAAGGCAGAGAUUUCUUAGAUUACAGGGAAAGCUUAGAGACAAAUCCAAAUGUCGCGACCCACUCCCCUUUACACACGUUCAGGAAUCGCGACCCAGUGUCCACGUCGAUGGGGCCUUCCGAUUCACAGAGCCGGGUCCUUUUCGAUCAGGUUUUGAACUCAAAGGACCAAAGGGCCAAGGUUUUGGGAGGGGGAGCAAAAUCAGGCGAUAAAGAGAAACGGUUCCUCUGCAUGUUCUGUAACGAAGGCUUCAAUUGCCCUCAGAAGGUAGAGAUCCACCAGAGGGUCCACAUAGGGGUGAAACCCUUCAGCUGUACCCAGUGUCAUAUGCACUUUGCUGAGGCUGGCAACCUGAAGAGGCACCAGAGGGUCCACACAGGGGAGAAACCCUUCAGCUGUGUCCAGUGUCACAUGCGCUUCACACAGGCUGGUGACCUAAAGAGGCACCAGAGGGUCCACACAGGGGAGAAACCCUUCAGCUGUACCCAGUGUCACAUGCGCUUUGCCCAGGCUGGCAACCUAAAGAUGCACCUGAAGGUCCACACGGGAGAAAGGCCAUUUUCCUGUACGCACUGUGGGAAAAGGUUCUCAGAGAGGAGAUGCCUCAGGAUACACCAGCAGAAAAAACAUUACACUCAAUAACUUAGAAAGUAACUAUUCCACUCGAUAGCUUCUGACACUUAGAUCUCACCCUGCAUUAAAGACAAAAAUAKAUUUUCAUUAAUGUCAGCAGAUGCAUUUAGAGUAAGGAGAGUAACAUAUUUCAGUGUUGAAUAUUCCUGUGUAAAUAUUACAUCCAGACAUUGUGUGAUACAAUGCAUU
Molecule: messenger RNA, 1276 nt
Organism: Salvelinus sp. IW2-2015
Lineage: Eukaryota; Metazoa; Chordata; Actinopteri; Salmoniformes; Salmonidae
Source: RefSeq, a predicted model, not a curated record